Triticum turgidum subsp. durum (durum wheat) is the source of this 1233-nucleotide messenger RNA. NCBI's taxonomy places the organism in Eukaryota, Viridiplantae, Streptophyta, Magnoliopsida, Poales, Poaceae. The record is from the annotation of a GenBank genome assembly.
AUGGCGAAAUCCUGGCUGCUGCUGUUCUGCUUGGCGUUUCUCUUGCCGGCGGCAAGCGCGACGUGCCACCCCGACGACCUACGUGCGCUGCGGGGCUUGGCCCGGAACCUUAGGGGCGGUGGCGCCGCCCACCUCCACAGCGUGUGGUCUGGCGCCUCGUGCUGCGAUUGGGAAGGUGUGGGCUGCCAUGGUGCCAGCGGCCGCGUCACGGCUCUGCGGCUCCAUGGUCACGGCCUCGCGGGGCCCAUCCCAGGAGCCUCCCUUGCGGGCCUCAUAAGGUUGGAGGAGCUCUUCCUUGGCUCCAACUCUUUCGCGGGCACCCUUCCCGACGAGCUCUUCAGCCUUGCUGGGCUGCAGAGGCUCUCCCUCGCAUCCAACAACCUCGCCGGUCAACUGAGCUCGCGCCUCAGCGACCUCAUAAACCUCACCUUGCUGGAUUUGUCCAUCAACCACUUCUCCGGCCACCUCCCUGACAACGUGUUCCGUGACCUCAUGUCGCUCGAGCAUUUGGUUGCACACUCCAAUGGCUUCUCCGGAUCACUGCCACCGUCCCUGUCAUCACUGUCAUCUCUCCGUGAGCUUAACCUCCGGAAUAACUCUCUGUCUGGUCCGAUUUCUCAUGUCAACUUCUCUGGCAUGCCGCUUCUUGCUUCGGUUGACUUGAGCACAAACUACCUGAAUGGGUUGCUGCCAGUUAGCCUCGCCGACUGCGGCGAGCUAAGGUCGCUCAGCCUUGCCAACAACAGAUUGGUCGGCACCAUCCCGUCGUGGAUUGGUGAGCUUGACCACCUUCACUACUUGGAUCUCUCAAAUAAUUCAAUGAUUGGCAAGGUACCGAAGAGUUCGACACGACUCAAGGGCCUCGCCACCGUUGUGGGGCAUUCACCGGGUAUGGCUUUCACUAACAUGCCCUUGUACGAGAAGCGUAACAGACGCAUUCUCGGCCAACAACCAAAUGUCAUAUCUGGAAGCCGCAACACUAUCAGAUCUGGGACCAACAAUGUUCUAUCUGGGAAUGACAACACUGUCAUAUCCGGGAAUGACAAUGUUGUAACUGGGAGUAACAAUGUCGUAUCUGGUAGUGGCAAUGUCGUGACUGAGAGAAACCAUGUUGUUUCUGGGAGCGACAAUGUCGUAUCCGGGAGGAACAAUGUCGUAACUGGGAGCAAUAAUGUUGUAUCUGGGAGAAACCAUGUCGUAUCUGGGAAUAACAAAGUCGUAACUGGAGGUUAG